This is a messenger RNA of Aspergillus steynii IBT 23096, 901 nucleotides long. RefSeq names its product CENP-X/MHF2 family protein. Lineage: Eukaryota; Fungi; Ascomycota; Eurotiomycetes; Eurotiales; Aspergillaceae. Gene Ontology annotation, molecular function: protein heterodimerization activity. The record is from RefSeq and is a predicted model, not a curated record. Bases 33 to 746 code for a protein of 237 amino acids. The transcript is spliced from 2 exons. Gene Ontology annotation, cellular component: FANCM-MHF complex; Fanconi anaemia nuclear complex. Gene Ontology annotation, biological process: DNA repair; resolution of meiotic recombination intermediates; replication fork processing.
CCCCAACCAAUACCGGUCAAUCUCCUCCCGUCAUGCCUCCCACAAAACGACAACCUCAGAACCAAAGGCAGCGACCUUUCAAAGUCCCUCGUCGUCAGACAGAUCCCGACACUGCGCCCUCCGAAUCCACCUCCGCCGCGGAAUCCUCAGCAGCAGCCGCCAAAUCGAAACCCCAGUCCAAAGCAAAAGCCAAACCCUUGAAAAAUGCCACCGCAUCCUCCUCCAAAUCCAAACCCACUCGUGCUUCGGCUUCCUCGUCCUCCCGCAAGAACAAAUCGCGCGCACACUCCGAAAGUCCCGUCGCAGAUGACGACGACGAUGCCGCAGCCGCUGCUGCCCUCGCCGCCGCCGCGGACACCGACCCAGACUCUGACGCCGGCUCAGGCCUCAGCGAUCGCAGCCGCAGUCAGAGUCGCGAGCGCUCGGCCUCCGGCGAACCGGACUUCAUCCUAGCGGAGAUCACCAACGGCGAGGAGUCCAACGACGUGACCCUCAGCGAGCCCGAGAUCCCACCGAAGCUGCUGACCCGGCUGCUGCAUGCGCAUUUCCAAAACCCCAAGACCAAGAUCGCCAAGGACGCCAACGCCGUCGUCGCGAAGUAUGUCGACGUCUUUGUGCGCGAGGCCCUGGCGAGAGCGGCGUAUGAGAGAGCUGAGGUUAAUGGCGAGGGGGCGUCGUUUGCGGAUGGCUUUUUGGAGGUCGAGGAUCUCGAGAAGAUGGCGCCGCAGCUUGUGUUGGAUUUCUAGGGUGAGGUUUCAGUGGGCAAGUAACAUUUGCAUGGUUGUGAUUUGAAUGGCGUUGUGUGGUUAUGGGGUUUCGGGUUGAUCUUUAUUUAUUUUAUUUUGUUUUCUAAGAUACCAGAUGUUGCCCGUUGAUGAUGCGAUGAAUUUGAUACAUUGAU